Penicillium subrubescens is the source of this 908-nucleotide messenger RNA. Its product is annotated as glutathione S-transferase family protein. Lineage: Eukaryota; Fungi; Ascomycota; Eurotiomycetes; Eurotiales; Aspergillaceae. Bases 96 to 908 code for a protein of 270 amino acids. The transcript has 2 exons. The record is from RefSeq and is a predicted model, not a curated record.
AAACAAUCAGCCAUCGCUACGCUCUGUUUGACCUGCGCGUUGCUUCAAAACAAACAUUACCUGCCAACCUGCUACCUACCAGCCAGAACUUCAAAAUGACUAAACUCGAGCCCGUCCACUUCUUCGACCUCUUCUCAGAUCUCUCAGGUCCCUCCAAAUCAUGGUCGCACAACACGUUGAAGAUCAGAGCAGUGCUGAACUUCAAGGGCAUACCCUACACCCAGAGCUGGAUCUCGUACCCGGACAUCAAACCCCUUGCCAUCAGCCUUGGCCUGCCACCUAAUAAAGAUGGCAGACCUUACACGUUACCUGCAAUAAUUCACAAGUCCUCGGUUACUUCAAAUCCAAGUGGAGCGAUGAUGGAUUCGCUAAAGAUUGCAGCUCAUCUCGAUAAGGUGUUUCCAUCUCCGCCACUAUUCCCAUCCGGUGACGCCAGCUACACACUAUUCGUUGCUGUUAGCAAGAUUGUGAGCCUCUUGGAACCCGGGUUUCGGCCAUUCGUCAUUCCAAGAGUAGUGGAUCAUCUAGAUCCGCGGGGACAGAAGUAUUUCCAUGAAACGCGAUCUGCUGCUCUCGGCAAGCCACUGUCGGAGGUGCGACCAACGGACAAGGACACUAUCGACAGGUUAUGGAGAUUGGUGGAGACUGAGUCAGUUGCCUUGAUCAAAAUGUUGAAAGGCAUGGAGGGAAAGGAAGGGCCAUUCUUCGAGGGCAUGAAGCCUGGGUAUGCGGAUCUGUUUUUGGCCUGUCAAUUGGCAUUUAUCGAGCGCUUCGAUAAGGAGUUGUUUGGAAAAUUCCUGUGUUUAGGCGAUGGUGAGAUUGCGGCUCUGUACAAUGCUUGUCUACCCUGGCUAGAGGGUCAAGGAGAGGAUAAGGAGUGGUUUAUCCCUUCAGAUACUUCAUCCUGA